This is a messenger RNA of Prunus armeniaca (apricot), 444 nucleotides long. The record is from the annotation of a GenBank genome assembly. NCBI's taxonomy places the organism in Eukaryota, Viridiplantae, Streptophyta, Magnoliopsida, Rosales, Rosaceae.
AUGUUUGAAACUCCUUCUACUCAAGCAUUUGAUAAGCUGAGGCAAUUGACGUUGAUUGGAUUACCAGUGAUGAGCCACAUAUGGGAAAAGGCACAUAGCCAAACUUCUUACUUGCCUGUGGAGAAAUUAGUUGUUGAGCAUUGUAGUGCGAUGGAGAAAAUUGUUGGAGAGGCAGAAGGAGGAGGAGAAAGUAUUGAGGAUGAAUUGACAUUUCUGCACGUGAAUUCUAUUUUACUUGUGAAUUUACCCGAACUUGAAUCUUUCUGCUCUGAAGCUUAUACUUUGAAGUGUUAUCAAGUUGUGGAGAGUAUGAGAUUGAGGAUGGAACCUAAUCUUGCUGCGAAGGAUGCAAUAUCACGAAUUGCGAGAAAAUUCCCUGAUUUUUUAGGAGCUGUGUUUGCCAUCAAUAAGAAGGGUAUGCAUGCUGGUGCUUGCCAUGGAUGA